Molecule: messenger RNA, 3331 nt
Organism: Thunnus maccoyii (southern bluefin tuna)
Lineage: Eukaryota; Metazoa; Chordata; Actinopteri; Scombriformes; Scombridae
Product: calcium-binding mitochondrial carrier protein SCaMC-3-like
Exons: 10
Coding region: 720-2183 (487 amino acids)
Biological process (GO): transmembrane transport
Molecular function (GO): calcium ion binding; ATP transmembrane transporter activity
Source: RefSeq, a predicted model, not a curated record
GUAGAUGCUAAUUGAUUGGGUCAAACAAUUAAAUUUCACGUCUCCAUUGUUAGGCUACAUUCUUUAAACUCAGCAUUAGACCUCUUCUUCAUCGUCAUCCCUGAGCUGGAUUGUCGCGUGCGAAUUGCUGUGAGCGCGCGCGCGCUGAAGAUCCCAUACGCAUCGAGUGAUGCAGUAGAGCCGCGCGGCGUCAGAGAGGAUGGAUUAAUAUGUGGAGGUAUUAGUAUUUUUGUCAUUUCCUCUUGGUGUUGAUUUGAGAUUUUUGACAUUUCAGAUAGCUUAAAAUACAACGACCCCGGUAUAAACUGGUAGCGGUAAUAUUAGGCUCUUCGCGCGCACACAGAUAUACGCUGCGGUAAAACUGCGCUGGGCUGCUUCAUGCGCGAGCUCCUCCUGUGACGGAAACUUUAAUUCAUCUGACUGAGUUUAUGGAUUUACGCGUGCCGAUGUGACACAGUAUGUAACUGACACGGGGAUUAAUCUCACGUGAGCUCGUCUAAACCACUUCCAUCCAUCCAUCCAUCCAUCUAUCCGGGAGGGACGUUUCUCAGUAGAAUAUUUCUUCCAUUUAGCUGUGCUCCCGUUAUGGUGUGAGGUAGGCUAGCGGUCCGCUCUGGAGACAAGAACAAACCUCGCACUCAUUACGGUUCUGACAGUGUUAUGCUCGGCUGUGAAAUAAACAGUCGACCAGUAGCAAAAACCGGCGUUCCCUCUUUCACAUGGGCGAAGACAAGGAGCGGUUCUGCGCCCAGACUCGCCGCGGAGGAAACGAGGAAAACGGAGAGAGCGGAAGGUCUCUGGACCCCGAUAGAGAGAAAAGAUAUGCGGAGCUGUUCGAGCAGCUGGACCUGAAUAAAGAUGGCAGGGUGGACAUCAGUGAACUGAGGACCGGGCUGGCAGCUCGUGGUUUACACCAGGGAGAGGCAGAGGAGAUAGUCCUGGAGAGUGACAUCAACCAUGAUGGUUUGCUGGACUUCCAGGAGUUCUCCCAGUACCUGCGUGCUCAUGAGAAGAGACUGUGGCUCAUGUUCCACAACCUUGACCGCAACAAUGAUGGUCGAAUUGAUGUGGGGGAGAUCCAACACUCACUGCACAAGCUUGGAGUGGAGGUCACCAUGGAGCAGGCCUCCAAAAUACUGCAGAGUAUGGACAGGGAUGGUACUAUGACCAUUGACUGGAGUGAAUGGCGAGAUCACUUCCUGUUCAAUCCUCUCCACAACAUGGAGGAGAUUGUCCACCACUGGAAACACUCCCAUAUGUUUGACAUUGGGGAACAUCUGACGGUGCCAGAUGAGUUCUCAGAGCGGGAGCGGCGGUCAGGUCUGGUGUGGCGGCAGCUGGUUGCUGGAGCGAUGGCAGGGGCAGUGUCCCGGACAGGGACCGCUCCUCUGGACCGCCUCAAAGUCUUCCUACAGGUACAUGGCUCUACAUCUCAGGGGAAUAAUCUGUGGUCAGGGCUGAGGGGGAUGGUCAAGGAGGGAGGUGUCUUCUCACUCUGGAGGGGAAAUGGCAUCAAUGUCCUCAAGAUUGCCCCUGAAUCUGCCAUUAAGUUCAUGGCCUAUGAACAGAUCAAGUGGCUGAUCCGAGGCAGUAAAGAGGGGGGCAGUUUAAGGGUACAAGAGAGGUUCAUUGCUGGCUCACUGGCAGGAGCCACUGCCCAGACCAUCAUCUACCCCAUGGAGGUGCUGAAGACUCGUCUUACAUUAAGGAAGACAGGGCAAUACUCAGGUAUGGCUGAUUGUGCCAGACAGAUCCUGAAGACGGAGGGAGUCCGGGCUUUCUACAGGGGCUACCUGCCAAAUACACUGGGCAUAAUCCCCUAUGCUGGCAUCGACUUGGCUGUGUAUGAGACUCUGAAGAAUGCCUGGCUCCAGAGGUACUGUGUAGAUUCAGCAGAUCCAGGUGUUUUGGUCCUGCUAGGCUGUGGUACCAUCUCCAGCACCUGCGGCCAGCUGGCAUCCUAUCCCCUCGCUCUCAUUCGGACGCGCAUGCAGGCACAAGCCAUCACUGAGGGUAAACCCAAGCUGACCAUGGUGGGCCAGUUCAAAUACAUCAUUUCCCAUGAAGGCGUACCGGGCCUGUAUCGUGGUAUCACCCCCAACUUUCUCAAAGUCAUUCCUGCUGUCAGCAUCUCCUAUGUGGUGUACGAGCACAUGAAGAAAGUCCUUGGAGUGGGUUACUAGAAUGAGAAAGAAGAGGGAUGACUGUACAAAAAGAAAAGGACAGACAAGGCAAAGACUCAUCAUGCUUGUGAGAAGAAGAAGAGGAGCACUGAUGAUGUAGGAUGCAGGUCCUCAGACCUCUGAGGAAAAUGAAGGGAAGUCGAGGAAGAGGAAAUAGAAGAAAAGAUCCAUCUCACAGAUGGGGAUGGUAUUGCCUCAUGCUGCACUUCCUGUUGACACAGUCAGGUUCAAACCUGGUAGCCUGCGGGUAGAUCAUAUUCAUUUGUAGAAUCUGGAGAAGAGAAUGAGGUAAAUGUUUGCCCUCUCUGAAAUGAUUAUACAACAUACAUACAGGCAAGACAAGACAAAGUUCAUUUGUAUAGCAUCUCUCAACAACAAGGCAAUUCAUGGUACAAUGAAUUUACUCAGAAUUUUUGACUAACCAAUUUCUUGACUUUGCACAUAAUCUAACUAUCAAAACAUUUUACCAUCAACACAUUUUCAGAUGGGAUUAAGUUCACAUAACUUUCUGAAAUACCUUUGAUGUCUGGAAAAAAGUGUCAGUUUGAGUAAUAUAUCCAUGAGUUCCAAGGCUUAUCAGAUGACAAAGCACUGCGAAGAAAGUAGAAUUACUCCAUUCAUGUUACAAAGUAAUCUACCAGCAAUAUGUGCUUGCAUUUACUCGAUUGGCCAACAUGGUGAGUUGCUGGAUGGCAUUACAUUGCUUUGAGCUGGGUCUAACUGUUUGGCUCCUAACGUCCCAGCAUGUUUUGGAUGGAGCCCUUAGGAGGCCCACUGUAUCAAUGCAGUGGCCUCAUUGAAAUGAAUGAAUGAAGUGCUGAUGUCAGCCUGAACACAGCCUUAAAGCCCCUGAAAACUUGGUUUGAAAUCUUAAGCAUUCUCUAAAUCAUUAAAUAUUCAUGACUACAUGAGCAACAAGUUCGAGUUCAAGAAAAAACUCUACUUUGUCAUUAUUUAUUAAGAGUUUAACACUAAAAUAACUUGGCUAUUCUGCUUCAUCAGGACUGUGAGGGUGUGGUUUCAUCACAUUUGAUAUACAGUGUCCUUGCAACAACUCAACAACUGUCAUCAGAUUUUGAUUUAAAAUGUUUCUAAUUCCUGAUUGGUGCUUGAGGGUGCGUGACAUCACCUUCGUUAAAAAUCAAUCG